UCUACUUUCUCUCUCUAUAAAUCUCGAAAGCUGAUUCUCUUCCUCCCUCUCUCUCUCUCUCUAAAAAUGUCCCGAUUCUUGUCAAAAACCCUAAUCCCCCACGGGAGAUUCUUCCUCCGUCGCUUCAACGAGCCAAGCCUCGUCUCUUUCAGCCGCCGUCCCUAUUCCUCAAAGCCGCACGUCAUCGAGAUCGACCUCGAUUCUUCCUCGUCAGCGACGUCCAAAGCCGAGGCCGAAGCAGCGGUUCUCAAGAAGCUGAACGAGUUCGUUCGGAGGAUCGUCGUUCAGAAUUCGACUCCUGAUUGGCUCCCUUUCGCCCCAGGCUCCUCCUUCUGGGUCCCGCCUCAUCAAAACACGGCCGCGAAGAUCGCCAAUUUGGUCGGCAGGGUGACGAAUCCGUUGACGGAGGAGGAAGCUUUCUCUCUCUUCUCUCCUUCUGGCUCGCCUCGUUCCUCUUUCUUCAUUCCUCUUGAUGAUGGUUCUGAGGUAGAAGGUAGCGUAGAGUUGAACAUUCCGGGGAAUGAGAUGCUGGAAGUCAAGCUAGCGCAGUUUCCUGAUCCUUUUUACUCGUUUAAACACGGAGGAGACAAUGAAGAGUGAUUUAAACAUGUGCAGCUCGCGAUGAAGUCCAUUGGUUUGCAUAUACGGGCUUCGAAAAGGAGAUGCUUCCUGAGGCUGAUGAGGUUGUAUGUGUACAGUUGCAAACCAUACAUCGGGGUUAUAUGAUGUUUGGUUGGCCAUCUUAACGCCUUUGUUGCCUAUAUUUAAUAAAGUUUUAUAUAUUAACCUUGGUGGGAGCUUCUUACACUUUCUUAAGCCAGAGUUCAUCGUGAUGCUCGUAGCAAUGUUGACCAUUAUAAGUUGUAUUCUAAUAUCAAUACCCCCUGUUAUGUUUGUUUCCUCCA
Brassica rapa (field mustard) is the source of this 905-nucleotide messenger RNA. RefSeq lists its product as uncharacterized. NCBI's taxonomy places the organism in Eukaryota, Viridiplantae, Streptophyta, Magnoliopsida, Brassicales, Brassicaceae. The record is from RefSeq and is a predicted model, not a curated record.